Molecule: messenger RNA, 5745 nt
Organism: Ochlerotatus camptorhynchus
Lineage: Eukaryota; Metazoa; Arthropoda; Insecta; Diptera; Culicidae
Exons: 8
Coding region: 174-5501 (1775 amino acids)
Source: RefSeq, a predicted model, not a curated record
UGCAUGCGCGUGCAUCGUGCGGAUACCAAACGAACAAAAGAAUCAACUUGACAAUGGAAGGAAAAUGUGUUUUGAUGUAAAUUUCCUUGGCAAACUCGUGGAAAUCAGUCCAUUUUGUUGAGUGCUGUGCUACUGAUCGGCUAACACCAGCGGAGCCUGCCGAAAAAUCCAAAAUGUCCAACGUGUCAGUUCAAAAACAGGUGCCGACCGACGGCCCCCUUGAGAAAUCGGCUCAUAGUGUUGAUAAGAAAGUCAGAAAAACAGAUGGUAGAUCCGCGCCAGCCUCGAGCAACGGUGACGACGACAUAACGGAAGAGGAGGAAAAUAAGUUGCUGGCGGACGAUGAUGACGAUUUGGACGUCAUCGAUUGCUACACGGAGGAUUUCGAUAGCGACAUGGAGAAUGAUUUUUGUAGAAGAGAGGCAACGAAGGAGAAGGUAAGGGAAAACAAAGCAAGUGUUGAAAACAGUAAACCAUGUAGUGAGACGGAGAAAGAGUCGAAAGAAGUAGAGAAGAGGUCGGAGAAGAUGCCUGAAGAAGCUGUAAACAGUAAGGAAAAGUGUUCAGAGAAAACAUUGCUCGAUCCCGAUGAUGAUGUAAUUGAAAUAGAUGAUGACAUUUCGGAUACCUUCAUGAAACCUUCAAAUGGUGUGGUGGAUGAUGCAAAACCAGAAAUAUCGCUUGGUGUAAAGAACGAAAUGGAGAAGGAACGAAUUCUUAGAGAACCGCUGGUGAAGCAGAUUAUCAUCCCGGAGAUAUGCGUUUCGGACGUAGAAGACGAUAAGAAUUCGAUGGGAAGCCAGGAAUCGCUGAGCUUGCAGAUCGAUCACUUUGUGGAAAAAGUAUCCGAAAUUAUGGAUGGGAUCCAGGACAAACAAAAGGCCGGCAGCAGGAACGAUUCAUCGGCAGCUAAGAUUAGUCCUGCAUUGAACAGCAGUGGUGAGACGAGUGAAGUUGGCAUCUACGGCUGUCAUCAAGAAGAUCCCGACGUUUUACGGCUCAAGUUAGAUCUUUAUCAGGAGAUGGGUGAAAUGGAUUACGAGCAAGAUGACAAAACAGAUGAAGACGGCGAUAAAAGUAUAAGGGCGAGAGUGAAGCAAGAGUUCUCAUCGCCGAUAAAACAACGACCAGAUUUUUCCCAACCGGAAGACAUUUUUACAAUUGAAUUGACUUCAACCGAUGAGGAUACCGAGCCCGUUAGUCAGGUUAAAGUGGAGGUACCUAAACUCAAAAAGAAGAGGAACAAAAAAGGCAAAAAGAAAACAUCCCCCCAGAGUCUUGAUCUAACAAUGGUAUCGUCGGAGGACUCAUUCCCUAUCGUAGCUGAAUCGACGGUUUCGGAACGGUCCAUCGAAUCACGCAUCAGAAACGACUCCGAAGGAUCCUUUGACGAUGUUGGUGAACGGGUAAAGUCCUUACGUAACCGAAACGUAACGAUCAUACCUGAAAUAUUGGUCAUCAACAGUGCUACCAGGAAGUCAAGGGCCAACAUAAAGUUCAUUGAUAAGGAAUCGAAGGAACCGGCCAAGAGAAAGAAAAAAAUUGAUCCUGCCAUGCAAGGUUACAAACGACGUAAAUCUGUGUGUCGGUCAGCAUCCAAGUCCAGUGUACUGUCCGCUUCAACAGGGACAUCUUCUAUUCCGGAUGAGGAUAUCAUUGUAAUUUCAGCAAAUGAUAUCCUACUCACAGAUCCCAAUGCAAUUGAAGGAAGAAUACAGAAUAUUGAGAACGAAUGCGAUCACAACGAGAAACCGACGGAGGAGGCUACUGUUUGCCAGUCCGAGAGUGGGUCGAAGGAGGAGUUGAUGAAUUCGCUGGCUCUGAAAGAAGCUAUUGUGAAAGAGCUGGAACAUGAGGCGCCCUUGAGCGAUAAUGACCCAAAGAAGGAAGAACUAGAGGAAAACUCUUUUCCAAUUCCGACAACGGAUAUUGCGCUGGAAGACAUGCUGGAUGCUUGGAUCGAAAAAGAACCGACUGGUAAUGAUCCCGACGCAGUGUUCCACUCGAUAUCGCCGGAGGAGAAAUUCCUAAUGGAUUCUUUGUUUGCUGAUUGCGAGAAGCAGUCGCAGCAACUUCCCAGUCAGGAGCACCUGGAGUCCCUCAAUACCAUUAUGGAUGACGGGAAGCCGUUGGUGGAACGCUCUAAUGAGGAACCGAUCGCUCUCUGCUAUACCAUAUGCGAUGGGACUGUGCAACCGGAAGUCGUGCACAUGCAAGUGGAUGCUUCGAAUACCCCCGCUGUUGCUGUAGAAUCCGUUUGGGAUGCCAGCAAAAUCAAACCUCCACAUAUCAAGAUUAUUCAAAAUUAUCAUAAGUACCCAUUCCAGAACAAACUACCGAAAAAGCAACAGCAAGUCAACAGGAAUGCCACCCAGCGUGGACGACGCGGACGCAAAAGAAUUGUAGCAAUGGGAGGAUCAGACGAAGAAUACCGCCCUUCAAACAGUCGCGUCAGAAAACGUCGUGUGAACAACAAGCCGCAGCAAGCAAAACUAAAAUCCAAGCUGCCGAAGACGGAUUUCAAGCCAACGGAAAAACUUCUCUCGAAGAAGGGUGAUGCGAACCAUGAAAAGCAGGUGGAAGCCCAGGAAAAUUCGAAAUUAGACGUUGAGACUACGUCGUCAGUGUGUAUGCAUAUGCCUACUCUGGAGGAGGAUUUGGCGUUGACUAGUUCGGAUGAUAAUUCGGCGUCUAUGGUGGGCGAUAAGAAUAGUGGUAGUUCCGAAGAGCAACUCGUCAUGCCACCGUUGAAAAAAAGAUCCUCCAUGCGCUCAGGGAAGACUUCGAAGGAUAAAGGUCCCAUGAAGGUGAGAAGCACUGGUAAUGGUUUGAAGCUUGUUCUGUCAGCGGUGCGCAAGCGAGGCCGACCCAAGGUGAUCAAACCCGGCUACUCUACUAACCAACAUUCAACACCAACUAACAAAGGCCACACGGAACCGUCUGAGACUUGUUCGUCUAAACGAAGAGGACGUCAGAUGGGUCGCAAAUCGGAAAAGUCCGAUUCCUACUGCCCAACUUCUGAACGCAAGGAAAGUUCUAGGGCUUCUUUCAGUUCGCAGAAGCAGUCUACUUCGGAACAGUCGUUCUGCACGUUGAGAAAUGAGGACAAUAAUACUACGAAGAGACCAGUGCAAAGGCGAAAGCGUAGACUUCUGACCAGCAGUAGCAGUGAGGAAGCAGAAACCACUUCUAUCAGUAACAGCGCUAUAACUGAAACAGAGCCCGAGCUACAGUUGAGUGCGUCUUCCAUUUCGUCGGAGACGGACCAAGUUACUGCACAAGAUUAUGCUGCGGAAGGGGGAAAAGAUCUAAACGACGGUCAACAGGUUGCUGAUACAAUGAACAAUCUACAGAUUGUAAUUUCACCGCUUACGGAAGAGAAGAUACGUUUGAUCAACACUCCGCUGAAAAAGCCCAAGACAUUCACCAAGGCCAGCCAAACGGAGAUAUGUGGCAUGACUUGGUCCAUCGACUUGGAUCAGAUCGACUUUCACUCGGAAUACUUUAAUAAAUUCCGCACCCUGUUAAACCACGGUGCAAAACGUACACCAAUGCGUGAGGCCAAUAACGAAAGGGUGCCAACAGGUGUACCAGUAGGAUGCGAGCGUAGCUUCAGCGACGUCGACAUUCCGAGCCGAUCAGCGCUACAUCACAUAAUGAAUUCCCAAUCUCCACCCGUAGAACAGCCUAUAAAACCAACUGCAAACGGAAACAAUAGAACUUAUACAGACAUGUUAUUGUUUCAUCGUGAAGUAAGCGAACUCGAACAUAAUACAUCCAGCAAGUCGGAGGAUCCACCAACCCGUCAAAGAUUGGAGCAGGUAGUCAAUACCGUACGGUCAACUUUCCGAAUACCAAAGCUGGCCAAAAAACCAUCUACGUCACCACAAGUGGUGACAUCGUCUACCCCGCAUGUAGUCGAUCCCAAUUGCAGAGAUGACGAACCUGCCUUGAGUCCAGUUCCAUCGACAUCCCGUUCCGAACACAAUAGGCCUGCACCUAGCGCUGGUACCGUGCAACGGCUUAUCAUCAACGACUACGUCGACGAUCAUGUCAAGCACUCUAAUGAUCGGCAAGAACUAAAACCGCAUAUUAUCAUGCAGGAACGAUUUGUGCCACCGGUCAGUCGAAACGUGAAUCCAGAUUUGAAUCCUUUGGCUGUAUCGAUAGCUGACAAUAGAGCACAAGCCGGUGGGCAGGCAGUAUCGAAUCAGGUUUCUCAACCGGGACCGUCUUUGGCGGUGGAAAAGAAAAGCAGUAUUCCGAAUCGUUCUGAAUUGUUCAACGUUAAACGGACAAUUCGAAACGACAUUGCGCAGCCUCAGGCACUGCCUAUGUUGCAUGGCCUUCAGCAGCCCGUUUCGCAACCCUACGUUCCGGAAGCGUGUAAGUACAAUCCACCGCAGCAGCCCACUUUACUUAGCUUUCCGAUGCUUGGAGGCUUCCAACCGUCCUUCGCUGGGGGAAACACUAACUCUUUCAACCGUGGGUUGUUGUCUGGUUAUUCAGGAAUGAAUAUUCCGUCAAUGUUCAGUGGUGGAAUGCUGGGAAUGCAGGGAAUGCAGCAUCCUGAAAGCAAUGUUAACAACUUGAUAGCCAUGUUGUGGGAGCAAUGCUGCCAGCAACAAAUGAAUCAAGCCGCUAUGCCACCUUCGGUGGCAUCAAUGGUGCCUAACCAAAACGCUCCCAGCCAGCAGCCAGGUCUGGGGCAAUUGUUCCCUCAGAUGAGUGUGCCCUCUGCAGGCCCGCAGUUCGAGCCGCAACGUACUAACGAGCAGUUGGAAGUCAUAAGCUUCACCUUCGGGUGUAUCGAUUUCCUGACUAACAAAUGCAUCAGAACCCACUGUCGAUACUCGCACGUAGUUCCGAAAGAGGAGGAUGUUUUCCAGAAGCUUUUCAUCCAGAACCGAGACUCCAUUAUGGCAGCCUACAAGUUUGUCGCCAUUCGGGACGAUCUUUUCAACAAAUACUUCCCGGUGUUUGCAACAGUGAUGGGUCGAAACAACAUGCGACACCAACUGGUCAGCACGAUCACGGAUUGUGAACAACCGAAGCGUCCCAUCCAGUACUACAAGUACAUUGUGGAAGGCCUGAAAAUGAGUGGCACCAGUCCGGUUCAGGCGGUCCAGAUCGUUUUGGAUAAGCAUACCAAGAAAAAUUUCCAUCAAAUCAAUGUUCUAGUAGACCUGAUUCUGGACACAGGCGACGGCAUUCCGACGUUUCUUCGUACAUUGGAGGAAUUUUCUAAUGUGAAAGAUUACCGAUUCGAGAUCGUAUACAUCAAUCGGUUGCUGGAAUUCUGCAAUAAAGUCGAGCUAUCGUCGAAUGAACUUGCUGUAUUCAUUUCGAAGCUUGUACUGAAUGUUCCUGCUGGAGAGGAGCAUCUGGUGAGCGCCGGAGCAUUGAUCGAGUUUACUGGGAAGGUGAGACUUGACCCGGAGUUGGCGAUGAACGUGGAGUACAUCGUUAGGAAGUAUGGCAAAAUUGAAAUGACCCCAUAGUUGUUAGGUGUAAAGCUUCUCAAGAGACUCAGGUGUAUUAUUUCUUUUCUAUGUUUUUUGCUAUGCUGUAUCUGCUUGGAUACAUCAAAACGAAGUAUUGAUUGUUUUUUGUCAUUUCUUAAAAGCAUUAUGAUAAUUUGUAAGACUGAAGCAAACAUGUUGAGCAUAACGAUGUUAUGAUUUUUUUAUUUAUCAAGGUGGUAAGCGAGCUGUACCAUGUAACGUUCUGACCGUAAUUAAUAAA